This is a messenger RNA of Acyrthosiphon pisum (pea aphid), 1867 nucleotides long. It is a transcript of the gene Bap55, whose product is annotated as Brahma associated protein 55kD. Lineage: Eukaryota; Metazoa; Arthropoda; Insecta; Hemiptera; Aphididae. The record is from RefSeq and is a predicted model, not a curated record. Bases 180 to 1469 code for a protein of 429 amino acids. The transcript has 6 exons.
CAGGACAAACUAUAUAAGUAACCACUAGCUUCUGUUCUAUAUACUAAUCUAUCACAUAUUUACAUUAUUGAUGAUCAUAGUAACAUUAUGUACUGAUAUAGGUAUUUAGCGGGGUAUUUAGUAUUUUGCUUUAUUCGUCUUAGUUCUCGACGCGAUAAACAUUCAUACCAAAAUUAAACAUGAAUAGCGGCAUGCUAUAUGGUGGAGACGAAAUUGGGGCUUUGGUGUUCGACUUGGGGUCGCAAUCAUUUCGAAUCGGUUAUGCCCAAGAAGACACACCAAAAGCAGAAAUACCAGCAGUGGUCGGUGUCUCGAGCGAUGGUACAGCGGACACUAGUAUGUUAGAACCUGGUGCUAAACAAAGCAAUCGCAUCAACGAAAACACCAAACAUUUCAUCGACGUUAACUCAUUGUGUGUCCCUCGGAAAGGUAUGGAAGUUGUAAGCUAUAUGAAAGACGGCAUGAUCGACGAUUGGGAUUUGUUUGAGAAAAUAUUGGAUUACUCUUACUCAAAAUGCUUACAAACAGAAUCACAGUAUCAUCCGGUAUUAUUUACCGAGUCACCAUUGAAUAUCAGAUCUAAAAGAGAGAAAUUGGUAGAAUUAAUGUUUGAAAAGUAUAAUGUACCGGCCACUUUUCUGGGAAAAAAUGCUGUAUUAGCUGCAUUUUCUUGUGGUCGUUCGACCGGUAUUGUGGUAGACAGUGGAGCAACACAUACUUCAGCCAUCCCUGUACAUGAUGGUUAUGUUAUACCUAGUGCUAUUGUCAAAUCGCCUUUAGGUGGAGACUUCAUUAGUAUGCAAUGUAGACAGUUCCUAAAAGAUAAUGAAAUUGAAGUAGUUCCACAUUAUAUGGUUGCACAGAAAGAACAGGUUAAAGAAAAAGAUAAGCCAGUAUGGACAAAGAAACAUACACUCCCUGAAGUAACAACUUCGUGGCAUAAUUAUAUGUGCAAAGCAGUUAUUCAAGACUUAAAGCAUUCUAUAUUGCAAGUAUCUGAAGGUCCAUAUGAUGAGAGAAUAAUAUCAGCUCUUCCGACUUCUCAUUUUGAGUUUCCUAAUGGCUACAAUCAAGAAUUUGGCAAUGAAAGAUUCAAAAUACCAGAAGCUUUAUUUGAUCCAAGUGCUAGUAUGGGUGGUUCUAUGUUGGGCGUGAGUCAUAUCGUUACCACAAGUGUUGGAAUGUGUGAUGUGGAUGUAAGACCAGCCUUAUACAAUAACGUUAUUGUCACUGGAGGAAAUUCGUUUUUACAAGGUUUUCCCGAAAGAUUAAACCGAGAUCUUUCUGCUCGUAUACCAGCUAGCAUGAGGUUGAAAUUGAUAGCACCUAAUGGAUCCACUGAAAGAAGAUUUGGUGCUUGGAUUGGUGGUUCAAUAUUAGCAUCUAUUGGAACUUUUCAACAAAUGUGGAUUAGUCAUCAAGAAUUCAAAGAAGGAGGUAAAAGUCAAAUUGAUCGCAAGUGCCCAUAAUAGAUUAUUAUUUAUUAUUUUAUGUAACACAAAUUUCAUAUACAACCAAUUUUCUACAUUUACUUGUAAUUUUGUAGUAAGUAUUUUAUACUUUCUUUUAUAUAUAAUAUUGGAUGUCUUAUUUGACGAUUACACUAUUUUUAAGUUAAUUAUGAAAAGAAAAUAGAAUCUAAAUCUAAUGUUUAGAUCCAAAGACCUCAUCUGAUGUGUUAACAAAAAAAAAAAUGUAUGAGUUGUAAUAUUUUUUUUUCAUAAUGUGUGUUACAUGUGUAUAUAAUAUGUAUAAUAUAUAUUAAAUAAAUAAUGUUCAAAAUCAAAAUCGUUACGGAGAUACAUCAUAGGUGCCCAAUUUUCAAGAUAACAAAUAUAUUUUAAUUUUUAUUAAUUUAUUAGACUUA